Molecule: messenger RNA, 351 nt
Organism: Adineta steineri
Lineage: Eukaryota; Metazoa; Rotifera; Eurotatoria; Adinetida; Adinetidae
Source: the annotation of a GenBank genome assembly
AUGGCUUGUUAUUACUUAUUAAUUUUCUGUAUUGUUGCCGAGGGAUUACCAAGAUAUCGUCGACAAGGUCUAGGACAAUCUGCUAUGGAACAAUCUCUUAAUUCUGCUCGCACAGGAAGUUGGUCUCAUAAUAUACAAGCUAGUGGUAGUAUGAAUAAUUUCAAAAAUUAUCAGUAUGGCGGACAAAUUGGAGUUGGUAUUCCAGUCUAUAAUAGAGGAUAUAAUAAACCAUCAGUUGGUUUGGGUGCAGCUAUGAGUGGUGGAUACGCAAGGUAUAAUGGUCAAAGGUCUGCAGCAAAACCAGAAUGGGGUGUUGGUGUUGGUGUCAAAAUUCCAUUUGGUCGUGGUUAA